CCAGACACUCAAGCUGGGGAUGAAGACGCUUCUGCUCGAGAGCCGUUCGUCGUGUGGUUUUCAUCUCCAAAAACUGGAGUCCAGGAUUUCGUCAUUAUUCCUAUCCACAGGGCUCCAGAAGCGGCUGUAAAAGAAAUCGAUGAACUGUACGAUGUUUAUCAGAAUGUUUCACAGCUGUGGAGAUCAAACAUAAGCGUUUCUCAAUCCAGAUUUCCAGCAGCCUGUGGUUAUGUUCCAGAGAGACAGUUGGUUAACAUCUGUCUGCACUCAGAAACUGAGUUUGUGUGGCUGACAGUUGACAAGCUUGACAUGUCAGUGAAGAAAUCUACCAGAUGUGCUUACCACAGGGUCGUCCUCUGCGGAGAGAAGAUGAUUGAGGCUGUGAAUCCUGAAUCAGUGGAGGCAUUUAGUCUAAAAGAGGAAUUUGGCCUCACUGACUGUGUGUCUGUUCUGCGGGCAGUGAGUGAUCAUUUCCCGCUCUGCAUCACUGUAAACAAGCGCAGACGAGAGGAUAACAACCUUCUCCAUUUACACUUUUACUGCUGGCCUGCUUCAUUAGUCCUACAGAUGAGAAUGAGAAACAGCUUACAAGAAAACAAACGAGUUCUAACAGAAAGCCAGUGUUCAGUGCUUUACUUUUUUGCUGUGUUUUUGUAG
Messenger RNA from Cyprinus carpio (common carp), 657 nucleotides. RefSeq names its product deoxyribonuclease gamma-like. The annotation marks the transcript as partial. NCBI's taxonomy places the organism in Eukaryota, Metazoa, Chordata, Actinopteri, Cypriniformes, Cyprinidae. The record is from RefSeq and is a predicted model, not a curated record. The transcript has 5 exons.